AUGGCUCAGUCAUUGUUCACUCUGUUCAUUACGAACCCAUUGCUCUAUCUUUUCUCGAUAUUCUAUGUCAUCUCUCAAAACUUCGUCGCCUGGAUCUUUGGACCCUCAAGGUCCGCGUCUAAUGCUUUCCACAAGGGCCUGCCGAAGAGGAGAAUCGCGAUCAUCGGUGCCGGCUUGACGGGUAUCUCAUCAGCGGCACAUUGUAUUGGCCAUGGCUUCGACGUGCAAAUCUUCGAGGCACGCGGGAAAGGGAAUGGAUUGGGCGGCAUUUGGAGUCGCGUCAACUCUACAUCCGCAUUGCAAAUCAACAGCAUCAUGUAUCGGUUCCACCCAACCGUGCAAUUCAAACACGCAUAUCCCACCCAACACGAAAUUCGCGACCAGAUCGUCGACCUGUGGAAACGAUACGGUUUAGAGGAGCGCACUGAAUUCGGAACACCGGUAACGUCCAUUAAAAAGGCAAAGUCGUCUGGCAAGUGGGUUAUCAACGGCCACCCAGAGAAAUACGGGAGCUUUGACGGCGUUAUCACAGCCGUUGGGGUUUGUGGAGAUCCUAAAAUGCCACCUUUGCCAGAUCAAGAUCAAUUUAACGGUACUAUCUGCCACUCGUCAGAUCUCGAUGGCAAAGACAUCAAAGGGAAAAGAGCUCUCAUCAUUGGAGGCGGUGCAAGCGCCAUUGAAGCAUUGGAAUUCGCAGUCCACUCGGGAGCCUCCGAGAUCGAUGUUCUCGCGCGAUCGGAUAAAUGGAUUAUACCACGCAAUAUCCUGGUACAGUCCUUGCUGGCCUGUAACAUCUGGGGAGAGGAGACUUCUCUUGCGUGGGUGCCCGAGUGGCUCCUUCGCAAGUUCUUCUAUCGCGACCUAAAGGACAUUGCCCCUGAGAGCGGCUUGUUUACCACGACUCCUAUGGCGAAUUCCGAUAUCUUCCGCCUCAUUCGAGAAGGCAAAGCACGUUGGCUACGUGGUGAUAUUGUGUCAGUGAAAGAGGACGGUAUUCUCUUCAACCACCGAUCGAGGGAUGUACCUAAGGGUGGACCUGGCCGUGAGAAGGUCGUUCCAGGCGAUAUCAUCAUUAUGGCUACUGGUUUCAAACGACCAUCGCUCUCGUUCCUUCCCGAUGAUUCCUUUGAGCAUGACUACUCCCCUCCUAACUGGUAUCUCCAAGUCUUCCCACCCAAGCAUCUCAGCAUCUGCGCCAACAACAGCACCUACGUCAACGCUAUCGGGACAGUCGGAAACAUCCAUAUCGGAAUUUAUACGCGGUUCUUGCUUAUGUUCCUGACUGAUCCGCUUACGCAGCCUACAGAGGGCCGAAUGAAGACCUGGAUAGACUUCACUCGCUGGAUGAAGCAAGGAGCACCGCCUGGAGCGUUCGAUUUCUUUACAUACACGGAGCUACUAUACUGGUUUGUGUUCCUCGUCGUGAUCAAUCCGUUCCGGUGGAAGUGGGCGCUCUUCAUUCUUUUCGGCAUUGGGCAAACGCUUCCAUUGGAGAUUGUUAGGGAAGAAGAGGCUUUCCGCAAGAAGCUGAAUUCUCAACAUGACUAG
This is a messenger RNA of Penicillium cinerascens, 1548 nucleotides long. Its product is annotated as flavin-containing monooxygenase. The record is from RefSeq and is a predicted model, not a curated record. Bases 1 to 1548 code for a protein of 515 amino acids. NCBI's taxonomy places the organism in Eukaryota, Fungi, Ascomycota, Eurotiomycetes, Eurotiales, Aspergillaceae. Gene Ontology annotation, molecular function: NADP binding; flavin adenine dinucleotide binding; N,N-dimethylaniline monooxygenase activity. The transcript is spliced from 2 exons.